Molecule: messenger RNA, 204 nt
Organism: Colletotrichum graminicola M1.001
Lineage: Eukaryota; Fungi; Ascomycota; Sordariomycetes; Glomerellales; Glomerellaceae
Exons: 2
Coding region: 1-204 (67 amino acids)
Molecular function (GO): protein binding
Source: RefSeq, a predicted model, not a curated record
AUGGUUUCUAAGCGUUUGAAUAUGGCUCAUCUUGACGUCUUUGAGAUCGUGCAGAUGCUCCUUGACAAAGGCGCCAACGUCAAUGCACCAGAUGGGUGGCAUGGCGACGCUGUGCAGACCGUAGCAACUGGUGGCAACACCAAGAUCAGACAGAUGUUACAAGACCACGGUGCAAAGAUGGCCUAUGGCCAAAUGUGUUAUUAA